UGGAUAGUGCAAACAGAUAAGAAGCAAUCAAGAAGCAAACGAGUGUGUGCGUGUGUGUGUGGUUUUGUGCGUGUUUGGAACGUAAAAGGAGCCGCCCGUUCGAGCGCUGUGUGAAGCGAUAGUGCGAGCAGUCAGUAACAGUGCUGGAGGACACCCCGAAACAGGAUUUCUUCGACUGUCCUCGAGAAACGGCCCCUUCGGGUGAUCGUGCUCAUCAAAGGAAACCGGCCGACGGCAGCAACAGCAGCAGCGAAAAGAGCAAACCGACGCAAGAAAAGCGCGACGGUUCGGUCCACCAUCGAUCACCCGUUCGUUUGGUGCGCACGGAGCGAACAAGCGUUGCAUAACCUCGACAAAGUGGAAAACACCUCAAUGAAAUCAACAUGGAGAAACACUCGAUAGUUAGCACGAUACUAUACAUUUUGACAAUAACAACUUUCACACAUGGCGCGCAGAUUCCAUCCAUGAAGCGUUCGGCGACGAUAUUCACCAAGGAACCGACCGUGCGGAUACAAUGCCAAUCGGGUUCGAUGCUGAUCACCAUCAAGGAUGCACCGGCCAACCUGAACGGACAGUUCAGCGGGAUGGUGUAUCCGAAGGGGUUGGCGAAAAAUUCGACCUGCCUUACCGAGUACCACGAGCAGGAAGGACCGCUGCGAUACAAACUGCCACUGAAGAGCUGCAAUACGAUGCCGAUCGAGACGGAUGACGGUGGUAUCGAGUUCUUCAACACGAUCGUUCUGCAGCCUCAUCUCAAGCUGGUCACUGAUCUGGGGCGGGGUUAUCACGUACGCUGUCGGUACAAGAGUCGCGAGGCGGCCUUGAAGAACGUCUCGUUUCGCCACAAACCGUCCGCGGACAGCCGACCGCUGGCACUGACCAGCGCUGAAGGUGCCGGUACCGAUCGACGGGAGCAUGGUCGCUCGAUGGACAGCAGCAGCAGCAUUAGCAAGGACGAUCAGGCAGUAAUGGAGGACGAGCAGGAAGUGAAACCGAUGCCUGGCUGUCAUAUGAAGAUUUUCACCGGCGAGAAGCUGGCGGAAAACGUGAAAAUUGGCGAUCCGCUUACGCUGGUGAUCAACAUCGAUAAGCAGGAAGAGUACGGGCUGCAUGUGACCGAUUGUUUGGUGCGUGAUGGACUCGGCUGGGGCGAGCAAAAGCUGAUCAACGACGAGGGUUGUCCGCUGGACAGCGAAAUUCUCGGUCCGUUUGAGUACACUGCGGACAGGAGCAAAGCAACGGUCACGUUCCCAGCGCACAAGUUCCCUUACACGUCGUCGGUGUACUACCAGUGUAAUGUGAAGCUGUGCGCGUUGAAGGAUCCGGACUGUCAUAAGACACCGACCUGCUCCAACAAGAAUCGGCGUACCAAGCGGCAGACAGAUGAGGAAGGGCAACCGGCCACGAUCGAAGUCUUCUCCGGACUUCAUGUCAACGAGAACGCUGAAGUGCUCAGUGAUGAUGCUGAUUCGGUGUUCAAGGAGAAGACACCGGACGAUGCCAUCUGUGUGUCCCAGCGUAGUUUCGCCGUUGCCAUAGCCAUUGCCGGUCUCUGUCUGAUGCUGGCCGUCGUCCUCGCCGUGAUGUGCAUCGUUGCCCGUCGCAGCAGCAAGUCCGUGUCCAACUCAGGCAGCUCCAUCUACAGUGGUCCCUACACAAACACCGCCUUCUCGCAUAGCAGCUAAUCCUUUCCCGACUCGAAGUAAAACGGGGCGGACACCAUUACCGGGCUUCGUGUUCACCUUCACUGUGAUGCCUUUUGGAUGUUGUAGCGGCAGUGUUUUUCCUCCGACGAACGAACGCUACCUUCGAACGACGUGCGAGACAAUUCUUGCACGGAACAUAACCUAACCUUUAGUAAAGGGUACACACAAUUCACGACACGUCAAUGCGCGUUAUAGCUUUAGGAGACGAUUUGAGCGAGGGGCGACACUAGCGAUUUAGAGUAGCAGAAUUAGACUUACACGAAAUGAACAGUAGUAGUAAGGUAUUACCGAAGCAAUCUCCACACGGGACCGCGUUCAGUACGAAAGAUUGCUUCGCUAAUAUCGCAGAGAUCAUGGGUUUGCGGGGACGAGCAGUCAAAGAUUCGUCCCGGCCGGGGUCUCUGGAAAGCACAACUAACUCCUCGUUUUACUAGAAUACUUAGUGCAGAAUGCUAGACAUGUAUGGAGCUAUCCUUCAUUUGUUACUUCGUAGCACGAACCGAUCGGCGAUCUCUUGCGCGAUCGAACUCCUAAACAUUUCGCUUACAUUAUCGCUCACUUUCCGGAUCUAAGUCAGGUGAUGGGUACCGCUGAUAGACUUGUCUAGUUUAAUAUUUACUCUCCUCGCCCUUCUAAUUUAAUCUCUGAUAACUGAUACGUCCACCAGUCCUAUCAAACCCCUUUCUUAUUGUUGUAACAGGAAGAUGAAGAGCGAGCAAAGCAAGCGCACAAUUGCAAUAUGAUUGAAACAUUUCAGUACUCCCCGUGUUCCCAGUGUCUGACGUAGUGUCCACCAUAAUGUCAUCACGGACGGUUGGUGGCCGUACAAAUGCCUUCCGCUCAAACUGCCAACUUUGAUAUGCACUGUAAAAAGUAUCGCUAAUUUUAAUACUUUUAUAUUUAUUUAAUCGUACCCAAUGUAUUUGUUUCCGCCCCGAUUCCUGCUCCUGAUCCUGUAGAAAUGUUCUCUCGUAUUGCGGUUGUGUUGUGCAUAGCGUAAGAGAUGGUGUUGGCGAUGUCCAAUACUAAAACAAUCCAUUACUAGGAAGCUGGGGUCGUUGCAGUUAGGGAAGUUUAUAAUUUUAUGCACAUGUAGCAAAAUGAAACCGUAGAAUGGAAUUCAUUUAACGUAACUACGGCGAACGUACCCCGUAUCGAACGUACUGAAACGAACUAGUAAGCACAAGGGUUAGAUGAUAGAACUAAAAUAAAAUGUGAAUAUAACA
Anopheles moucheti is the source of this 2932-nucleotide messenger RNA. RefSeq lists its product as uncharacterized. The record is from RefSeq and is a predicted model, not a curated record. Bases 384 to 1685 code for a protein of 433 amino acids. NCBI's taxonomy places the organism in Eukaryota, Metazoa, Arthropoda, Insecta, Diptera, Culicidae. The transcript is spliced from 7 exons.